CCGGCCAUUCGUUCUUAAAUUGGUCUCUGUUCGUGAGAGUCCAAACCAAACCAUAGCACACGCAGCCAUGGCAUGCAGCAAGGCAGGCAGAAACCGAACGGGGAAGGGCUGGUAUGCAGCCCGCGCGCCGCGCCCGGCCUGCAUCACAUGACAUCUCUGUCGCAGUGUGCGCCUCACUCGGCCAGCGCCCAAUACCCACACCACCUUGUCCGGAAGCUACCGAUAAGGUGUGCAAGUAGGAGGACGAGCGCCGAAGGAGACGGACACACAAACAAUACCAUACCCGCCACAUCACAUCCGUCUGUCUCUCUCUCUAAACAGCCUGCCUGCCUGGAUGGGGUGACAGCUGCUUACACACACGAAAACACAUGCAGGCACGGCGUGCAGGCCAGUCAGUCAGGGCUGUCAGUCAAUUCACAUGGGGCCAGCUGGUUCGCGGGGGUGGGGUGUGGUGUGGUGUUUAUGCCCUAGAGAAGGCAUUCAGAGUGCCGUCGUCGGUCUGACACACAACACACAACAACCAUGUGGGCAGUAAGUAUACCAUCCAUGUGUGCACACUGCAGGUGUGAGUGUCUGUAUGUGUGUGCGUACCACAAAGGCCGGCUUUUUGACGAUCUCAUUGACAAAUGUGGUCCAGCACACCUGACCAUCUUCACACAACACAACACAACACAACACAACGCAACACAACACACAAAAAGACUCAUACAUACAUCGAUCGAGUGCAGGCGCAUUGUGUGUUUGUUGUCUUACUUCCUUUUUUGCUCCACUCAUGGAUCCUGUCCCUGAGGUCCCCGUAGUUGAUCUCAUCCCGGCCCCCAGUGAGCGUGUCGAACACACAGUUGAUGGCCACCUCGUCCAGGUAGUCCUGACCGAUCGCUGCGUUCACCGACUUGCGCAUCUCUGCAGUCAUGACAGACAGACACACGUGCCACAACACGUGCGAUAAACACCACGCCGAUGUGUGUGUGUGUGUGUGUGUGUGAAGGGUGGCUGCAGUCACUGCAGUGACUGACCUGUUGGGUCAAUGUCCCACGGGAUGCCCAGCUGGACCACCUGGACGUCAUACUCCUGACAUACAAGACACAGAUGGGUGGGUGGGUGCGGUGUAGGUGUGUGUCAAGUGCAUUGAUGGCAUCUAGCCACACCUUCGGCUCAGCGAGUGGACCAUGGAGGUGCUCUUCAAUCGGCCACUGCCGGUCCCACACUAACCGGCUCUCUACGGGCCUGUAUGCGUACCAACAUCAUAUGAUCACACAUACUCUCUCUCUCUCCCUCUCUCUAGGGGGCGUACAGCUCAUCACCCCCCCCUCCGUCCCUCUCACCAAAGGAAUGGCAACCGCAGCAGGCCGGUAGUGAACUCUGUCCUCGUGAGUAUGUGGUCCUCCCCGAGCAUCGGCUGGAAAGUGGCCGCCUCCAACACAUAGCUAUAAGGUUCAUGGCUUGCGUCCCGCUUCCCCUUAGGUAUAGCCAGCCGCCCGAAGAUCUUCACCAGGUCCAGCAGCACGAACGCUGGUAUGACAGCAGCAUCAUGCCGCCUCCACCUGUGGUAGACGGGGUGGUGGGUUGAAAAGACAGAGGGAUAGGAAGCGGUGGGCUGCCUCCUGCCAGCAGUGGGCCUGGAGGCCUCAAUGAGGCGGGAGAGGCGCCGUGGUGAGAGAUCUGUGCGGGAUGCAGUGGAUGUGGUGCUCUUUGAGAGGGAUGUGAGCAGCAGGAGGAUGGAGCCUCCAGCUGAUAAGAGCAUGAUGAAGGGGGAAAGGACGACGGCU
This is a messenger RNA of Vitrella brassicaformis, 1769 nucleotides long. The record is from the annotation of a GenBank genome assembly. NCBI's taxonomy places the organism in Eukaryota, Vitrellaceae.